Molecule: messenger RNA, 1152 nt
Organism: Seriola dumerili (greater amberjack)
Lineage: Eukaryota; Metazoa; Chordata; Actinopteri; Carangiformes; Carangidae
Gene: rpz2
Exons: 2
Coding region: 140-838 (232 amino acids)
Source: RefSeq, a predicted model, not a curated record
CCCCUCUUCUGACUAGGAAGGAAAAUGGUGGAAAGGAAAGCCAGACGUUUUCAGUAGACAGAGGGAUACCAACAGUUUUAUCUCUGCCUCCAGACUCACAUUGUGUGGACCUUAAAUUGGCAGAAGAAGAGUAACAGUGAUGGCUGAUGCAGGACAGAUUAAGAAAACUGCAGCCAAGGUGCUGUGCUGCGUCGAGAAGGUGUCCUCAUUUGCCUCCUCCAUCGACCCCAUCUUUGGCAUCGUCUCCUCCCUGGUUGGGGUGGCUCGCAAGGGCCUGAUUGACGAGGAGGGCCAUGCUCUGGACAAGGACUUCCAGGCAAUCCACACCAAGCUAGAGGGCAUCUCGCAAAAGAACCAACAAUGCCUGAGGCAGAUUCGCAUCGACGAGGUAAACGAAACCUAUGGCAAGUAUGAAGAGUACAUCAAGCACCAGUACACUGCCUUCAACAGCAUGGUGGCGCAGGUGAAGAAAGAUCCAGAUAACUCCCAGCGCUACAUGGAGACCUUUGAGAAGAUAUACGAGAGAGACAAGAGUGACAUGAGCCUGGACGUGUACUACCGUGGUGUUAUGGGUACAAACUCUGUGUUUGGAAGACCCCUGCUGAAGGUGUAUCUGGAAAACUGCGAUGGUGACCGCGAGAUCAUGGAGUACCGCUGUUCACACAUCUCCCACCUAUUCCACAUGGGCCUCAUCGCUCUCAUGGGCUACACAGCUGUUACAGAGGAUGAUGAAGAUGAGGUGCGGGAGAAGUGGUCUAAGAGGGUGGAGGACAUCCAGAAGAAGAUGCAGGAGGUGCUCAGUCAGUGCAAAGACAAAGACAAAGACAAGUCAUCCUGAACGUGGACCGACAGAGAGAGAGGACAUCCUCUGGGUUUGAAGGCAACAUCACAGGGAACACUAUCUGUACUCUCAGCUGUGGACCAAUAAAAAAGACAAAUUAUAUUACAAAUAUAUAUAAACCAAAGUCAUGUUUGCGUUUGUGCACUUGAGCUGCAGCUGAUAUAUAUAUUGCAGCAUUUAGUUAUUGCAUCGACAUUGUAUGUUAUUUUUUGUUUCAAAAAAGACCACUGUAUGUUUCAGCUGCUUAGUGUUACAUACCAAUAAAUGAUGAAGUUUUAUACAAUCGCUUCAAUUAAAAUGUUUAAAUUGUA